Doryrhamphus excisus (bluestripe pipefish) is the source of this 3673-nucleotide messenger RNA. RefSeq names its product BRCA1-associated ATM activator 1 (gene brat1). Gene Ontology annotation, biological process: DNA damage response; positive regulation of protein phosphorylation; cell population proliferation. Gene Ontology annotation, cellular component: nucleus. The record is from RefSeq and is a predicted model, not a curated record. NCBI's taxonomy places the organism in Eukaryota, Metazoa, Chordata, Actinopteri, Syngnathiformes, Syngnathidae.
GUCAUCCUCGAAGUCCUCCGGGUCGCUGAAGGAGGGCUCCUCUUCUUCAUACUCGGGGUCAUCCACCAUAUCCACCGUGUCUUGCAUUUAACAGCUUUGUCAGACGGGUUUCUCGUGACCGUGAAGUUAAAGUAAAGAAAAAACUAGGAGACUGACGGCCUUCAACCGGUGCGGCACCAUGUGCGGUUACGUGAAAAUGGACGACGUACUGAAAAUGUGGCACAGGAAGCGAUUCGAAAACCCGGAAGUAAGAAUGAGAUGCAACAAAGCUGUAAACCACAUGGAGGUCACCGUACACGAGAAUUAUGUUGGCUUCGUUCUUAUCCUUGUAGUUGUAAGUCAGUGAAAUAACGCCGGGUACCGCGACUCUAUCCAGCGUGACGCUGCAGGAACAAAAAGGAAGCAAUUCACCAGUAGAUAUGAAGCGAUUUCCCGCGAGAACAAUUGGAAAGGACAACUUUGUUGUCAAAGUCAGCUCAUAUAUUCCACUAUCACAUAAUUAGAUUAUUUUGUCUUUACUUUAAGCUGUUAGUAAAUGAACAGUCCACGUAUGAGCAUGGAUAGUGAGUGUAUGUUGCUGCUGCCCAGCGUGUGUGCACUACUUGCGGACUGCGACAAGCCUUUGCCCGAUGACACUAGCCUGGAGAAACUUCUGGAUCGGCUCACGGGGCUCUCCGAGAGUGGCGUGUCACUUCCGGAGAGCUGCCCGUGUCUGCUUGACUUCAUCUCCACUGUGACCAACAACACCACUUGUGACCCCAGCAUCCUCUCCUUCGCUCUCAAGCUCAGCGGCCUGAUGGCAGCCACAGACGAUGGCUUCAGGGCCUUGCAGCAGGAACGCUUGAUGCUGGAUGUCUCUUUUAACAUUCAACACUGGCAGGAUGCUGGACUCUGGGGCGAUCCCUGUAUUCGCAUUGGCUGGAUUCAAGGUUUAAGGAGGAUGCUACUACACCCAAAGGCACUUUGUUUCUUUGUGCUGUCAGGUUCCAUCACGUCCCUCCUCCAACUCCAGACAGAUGCAAGUCUAUUUGUUGCUUCAGCAGCCAGCCAAUUGCUGGCCCACAUUCUGCUCACUUUUCAGCCUGCCUCACCUUCAUCAAGUAACAUGACCGAUAAAGAAGAUACACAAUACACAGAUGUUGUCUGGCAAACCUUAGACUACAUAAAAGAGUCCCUGGUACCCAAAGACUGCACACAUGUACCCCGUACUCUGCAAGUCCUUAAGCUCCUGGCUCUGAUCCUGGACCGGGCUGUUACUCCUCUUCGGGACCAGCUGCUCAAGGCGGUUGCAGGUUCCCUGGAGGAACUGGUGGAGGUGGGCUACAGUCAACUCACGCCAGCUCUCAUGGACGUCAUUAUGGCAGUAUACAGCUCUGACAUUGAGGAAGGCGCACGUCUUCUGUCCUUCAUGUUGAAUGUCAACAAACCCGCUGACCUCGUUCACGCUGCGGCCGCGUUUCUCCAUCGAGACCACCAUGAUCCUGUCAACGCAACCCAGGCAGUGAAAAUCCUCCUGAUGCCGAUUGACAUUUGUACUAGCAACUCCCUUCUGAGCACAGUUCCUGCAGAAGACAGGCAUCGCAUAUUAAUUUCGGCUCAACUGAAGAGUAAAACCUCCUUCAUCUCCACGGUCUGUGUCUGCCUGAGAAACGCACCGCAAAUUGCGCUCAUGCCUCCAGACGUCCUCCCAUGUCCCACGACUUUAAUCGUCCUUGCUGUUGUGUCAUUGCUAAGACGAUGCAAUGGUGACAUCUCGUCCCCCGAUGGCUGUAGUGAUGAGGCUUUCAGGUGUAUCGUUGCCAGUGGAAAAGUUCAAAAAUGCGCGUUAGAGGCUCUGGCUUCCCUCAGCAGCAGCCCAGGGGCUAACAACACAAUGAAAGAGGUGUUCCAAGUUCUGAUGCUCUAUAUGAGGAACCCUGAUUCGGAUCCCACUGUUCUGCAUAAAUCCUACAAAGCCUUAAUACAAUGGAUUCAUCUUUGCACGGACCUCCCAUCAAUUUCACAGCAGCUCAGAGAAGAUGUCAUGAUGACAGUAAAGAAGCGUGUAUGUGACCCACGCUGGGAGGUAAGAGACUCAAGCGUGGAGUUUUUGGCGCAGCUUGCCAGUGUCCUCUCCCUGAAAUCAGCCGACAAGCUGUCUGAAGACCUGCUGAGUGCAUGCAGUACAACUCCGCUUCUCAAGGCGGCACUGCAGGAUCCUGAGAGCUACGUGAGAGCCAGCGCCAUUUCUGCAUUGGCAGGGACUCUUGCACCCAGCUUUCAGCAGGGGGCACCGCUGCAGCAGGACCAGGUCGACACCAUGAGCCAGCUGCUAAACAUUCUCAGAGAAGACACCGAAGGCUUUGCCAGGCGUGCUGUAGUUCAGUGCUUCAUUUCUUGGUUCUCCUCAUGCUCCUCACCAUCUUUGUCACCAUCCCGUCUUCUAUUGGACUCUGUGCGCACCGUCCUAUCGCGAGGCAGCAUGGAUCUGGACUGGGAGGUCAAGCUCAACACUUUGGAACUGGCUGAGCUGCUGCUUGACACUACCCUUUCAGGCCACCCAGGUUACAGGAAGUGUGGCAGCGGACACCCCUACGCCGCACUUCCCGAACAAUCAUAUGCACUUCACACACGCACUAAUGGACAGGAUGCUACUUUAGACUCUGCGUUAGGUUUUUUAGUGGAUCAAGGCGUCAUCUCUGUGUUGUUAAGCGGUCUGGUUGACUGUGAUCGACCUGUUGCACUGAAGGCUAGUCGCCUCCUGAUAACCAUCAGAGACACAGUCUGCCCCCUGUUGGCGGGGACCACUGAUGAGAGGACUGCCAUGGCACUUAGCGUGUUCUGCAAGCUGCCCAAAUGUGACUGGGGGAAAGAGAUCAGACAGAUGCUCAAGAGGACGUCUAGUGAGGAAGAUGAGGGCCAGCGUGUUAGUGUGUGCAAGGUGUUGAUGUCUCUGGGCUUAGAUGAUUGUUUGGUUCUUCUGAGCCAAAGCAGUGACCACGUUCACAACUCCUUCCUGUCUCUGCUGCAGGACAUCCUGAGCACCCGUGCAGCUCACAGAGGCACGGACAUAGACGGAGGUCAAGAGGUUAUAGUGGACUGCUAUUGACUCAAACAUGAAAUGCAGUCUGACUAUGAAGGACAUUUGUGUGUCCAAAUUGUCCAUAGGUAUGAAUGUGAGUGUGAAUGGUUGUUUGUCUAUAUGUGCCCUGUGAUUGGCUAGCAAUCAGUCCAGGGUGUACCCGGCCUCUCACCCAAAGUCAGCUGGAAUAGGCUCCAGCAUAGUCCAGCGACCCUAAUGAGGAUAAGCGGCAUAGAAAUUGAUGUAUUUUUAAUGACCCAGAUUACGUCACAGGAAACAAUGCCAUUUAAUAAUUUGGUGUUUGAAUCAAAUAUAUGACCGAUGUCACAUAUUUUGUUGUCUUUUGUAACAUUGAAAUGCUAGGAAUUCACAUUAUAAUCACCCUUUUCAUGUCUAAAUAAAUUAACCUCAGUGUUACAUAAUGAUAAAUAAUGAAAUGCGAAGCAGGGCGCUUGUGUCCUCUGUUGGAUAGUAGUGGGAGGCGGAUUUACAUGUGGCUCUCUAUUUAUAGACAUGCCUUUACAAAGAUAAUAAUACUCAGUUUUGAUUAUGUCAGAGAGGUAUUGUUGUUGUAUAGUUGAAGUGGUGUGGACCUGUGGGGCUUCAUACUCA